UAUAGGCCGGCUGUGAAACGAGCUCGGCUCUACAGGUCACGUGACUCGUUCACAGCGCGGUCAUCCGCUCUCGCAGUUUGUCAGUCGACAGGUGAGCAGAUACAAGUAUUCAAGUCAGCAGUCAUCAUGAAAGGUCAAGGGAAUGUUUGCCUUUUGCUCCUCAUCCUCAUCAAUGCCGUCGUCUUCGUCGGACUCCUCGUUCUCAACUACCUCGCCGGCGACCCCAGCAACAGUGGAGGUUUGUUCAUCCAUGGCAUCGGCAACGUCUCCGCCAUCUACAACCUGGAGGUCACUCCGGCUGGUGCGACGUUUGCAAUCUGGGGAGUCAUCUAUCUCUGGCAGUUUUUGUGGAUCAUCUACAGCCUCGUUGCCAUAUGUCGCAGUACCCCGGAUGGACCAGUAUACACGACCCCAAUGCUACUUCCGGUCGGUUUCUUUAUCACCUACAUCCUAAACAUGAUCACAAAUGGCGUCUGGCUGUUCUUGUGGGAUAGGGAAUAUGUCAUCGCUUCGGUAUUCGUCCUUCUGGCAACAUCGGUCACUCUCUACGUUUGCAUUGGAAUCUCGUACAGGUUCCUGCAAUGGAAUAUUUUGUAUCUGAGUGAACACGGAAGAACCUACGACGUCUAUCUGGUGAGAUACGUGGUUCAGAAUGGCCUUGGAAUAUAUGCGGCGUGGGUUACCAUAGCAACGCUUCUCAACCUGGGGGCAGUGCUAGAGUACAAGCUGGAGAACCCCCUUGACUCGUCCACCACAGCCCUCAUAAUUCUCAGCCUCCUGUCCGUGGAAGUCGUUGUCUUCGUCGCCCUUGACCUUUCAGUCCUGUACCAAUAUUCUCGCUACAUCUUUACGCCCUACCUCGUCGUUGUCGUCGCUCUUGUCGGCAUCAUUGCAAAGAACUGGGACCCCCUGAAGUCAAGCUCUAUCUUCUCCGCGGUUUUGCUGGGGGUGGCCGCAGUGUGCCUCUGUCUGAAAUUUGCAACAUUGCUGGGUCGUACACCGCAAAACCGGCAGUCCAUACAACCCACACUCACCGAGAGAACACCGAUCCUUGGAUGAAUCAGGCGACUCCGUUUUCUUAACAUUAUGCACAAAAAACGUGCAUAGACAUCACAGCUGAAGUUUGAAAUUUUAUGUUUCUGUUAAGGGAUUGACAUACCCAUAGUUCACAAUACCUCUUCCUUGGUGGAGUUUAGGCAUUUAUAUUAUAGUCUCAAUACAGAUGUACUUUAUUUUGUCUUUCUACUGUUAUACUGUAUAUAUAUACACAGUAUGCGUUUUUUUCUAUUUGAUGUUAUUGAUUUUGAUACAUGAUUAAAGCAUUUUUACUAUCA
This is a messenger RNA of Haliotis rufescens (red abalone), 1334 nucleotides long. RefSeq lists its product as uncharacterized. The coding region runs from base 127 to 1059 and encodes 310 amino acids. The record is from RefSeq and is a predicted model, not a curated record. The transcript is spliced from 3 exons. Lineage: Eukaryota; Metazoa; Mollusca; Gastropoda; Lepetellida; Haliotidae.